CACGCCACCACUCACACAACACAAGUCUCUCAAGUCACAAACUCUGUUUCAAACCAAAAGGGAUCUUUGUGUGUGUUUUCGAGGUUUAUGGUGACUGUAAACCCUAGCCAAGCUCAUUGUUUACCCAUGAGUAUGAAUCUACCGGGUUACAAUACUCUUGCCCACACGGCAACAACGAUGCCGGUUUCCAUACGGAGCAAUACGAUGUCGUUUUUUGAGGAUCCAACAAAGAAGAUUAGGAAGCCUUACACAAUCACCAAGUCUAGAGAGAACUGGACGGAGCAAGAACACGACAAGUUUCUUGAAGCUCUUCAUUUAUUUGACCGGGAUUGGAAGAAAAUCGAGGCCUUUGUUGGAUCAAAAACAGUGAUACAGAUACGAAGCCACGCACAGAAAUACUUUCUUAAAGUUCAGAAGAAUGGGACUAAAGAACAUUACUUAUACAGCACUAAUUCGCAUCCCUGUAAGCAUGGAUUAGUGCGUAGCGAUGUUAAUAUACCAACUACUGUGAUCAAAGAGGAAUUGGGUGGUUCAGAGAACUGUUGCAGCACUACUAGUAGUAGUAGAGAUAAGCAGAGAACUCGAACAGUUACAGAGACAAAUGACCAAGAAAGUUGUGGAAAGCCACAUAGAGUGACACCGAAUUUCGCUGAAGUUUACAGCUUCAUAGGAAGUGUAUUUGAUCCAAAAACAACAGGUCAUGUCCAGAGAUUAAAGGAAAUGGAUCCAACAAAUCUAGAAACGGUCCUCUUACUGAUGAGAAAUUUAUCUGUAAACCUGACGAGUCCCGAGUUUGAAGAACAACGGAUGUUGAUAUCAUCAUACAACGCCAGAUAGAAUGAGAAGAUAGCUGUGGAAGUCUCUAAUGGUUGUCUCACUGCCUAAGUGUCGGAGUUACAUGUCGAGCUCUCGCUUUCUGUGAGUGGACUAAAUGAAUGAACCGGUUGUACAUACAAGUCACAAGAUGACAAGAGUUUGGAAUAUCUUAGGAGAUAGAUAAAGCCUGCGUAGAAAGACAGACAGUAGCGUUUGUUUUGUAGUAUUCAAUGGUUACUUAAGUUUUUUUUUAUACGGGAUGGACUAGUUAAUGACAUUCCUAGUUUUGAAAACUACUUGAGAAAGCUGAAGCUUGGUGGAAUUAUCGGACCAGUCUUUGACGUA
Arabidopsis lyrata subsp. lyrata is the source of this 1161-nucleotide messenger RNA. RefSeq names its product protein REVEILLE 3. Lineage: Eukaryota; Viridiplantae; Streptophyta; Magnoliopsida; Brassicales; Brassicaceae. Bases 88 to 837 code for a protein of 249 amino acids. The transcript is spliced from 7 exons. The record is from RefSeq and is a predicted model, not a curated record. Gene Ontology annotation, molecular function: DNA binding.